Messenger RNA from Episyrphus balteatus (marmalade hoverfly), 1057 nucleotides. Its product is annotated as RNA-binding protein FUS. NCBI's taxonomy places the organism in Eukaryota, Metazoa, Arthropoda, Insecta, Diptera, Syrphidae. The transcript has 6 exons. The record is from RefSeq and is a predicted model, not a curated record. The coding region runs from base 220 to 969 and encodes 249 amino acids.
UGUGAUUAAAUCGCUAAUGACAAGAAAAAAAAAACAAAAAAAAACAGAACCCGUGAAGACAAAAUACAAAUAAACAACAAUUAAUAUUCCAAGAAAAAGUUUAACAACAACAAAGAAGAAAAGAUUUUUUUUUGUUAAUAAAUUGCAACCGGAAAGAUACAAAAUUGCUGAAAAGUUGGACUGAGUGAUUUAAAGAAAAAUAAAUAUAAAUAAGGAAGUAUGUGGAAGAUAAUUCUUGCUUGUGCAGUAAUGCUUGGAUCUGCCAAUACAUCUCAACAAAAACGAUACAUCGAUAACGGAAGAAAUUACGCCCCAGAUUACGGAUUUGUUGAUCCUUAUGAAUUUCAUCAAAAACUAACUCAACAAAUUAUGGCCCAGCAAAAUCAUCAAAACAGAGCAAUUUCUUCUGUGUUUGCAUCAAGUGAUGCAUCUGCAUUUGCUGAAGCUUCUAAUGUUCCUGAUUUUGAUGAACUUUUCCAAGAGCAAUUCUCCCAUCAACAAAGAUUCUUUGAUAAUCUGCGACGUCAGUCUCAAGCAGCAGCUUAUGGUGCAUCAGGUGGCUCCGGAUACGGAUCUGGUUAUGGAACUGGAUAUGGAACUCGAUCUGGAUCUGGUUCUGGAUCCGGAUCUGGUUAUGGAACUAGAUCAGGAUCAUCAAAUUACGAUUCUGGUAACUAUGCACCAAACUAUGCUUCAGCUAGUGGAAGUUAUGGUCCGGGCGGUGGACGUCAAACUGCUUCAAUUUACCCAGAGAAUCCUAGCGUUCCCAAUAUCGAUACUAGAUUUUCAGACGAUUCUGAUACCGGAAAUGGAGGUGGUAGUGGUGGUGGUGGUGGUGGCUACCGUGGUGUUUCUGUUAGUUCUUAUUCAAGUUCAUCUGAUGUUAAUGGCAAGAAGACUAAUCAACGUGGUGCUUCAACUACAAUUAAUGAUAAUGGCAAAGUCACAACAUAUCGUGUUCAUUCUUAGAGAUGUCAAACUUUAUAUGAUUUUAUUCAUUAUUUUAUGUUUGUGAAAUGUCUAUAAAAUUUGCUUUAAUAAAUAAAAUGUAACAAAA